Acinonyx jubatus (cheetah) is the source of this 2527-nucleotide messenger RNA. RefSeq names its product programmed cell death 7 (gene PDCD7). NCBI's taxonomy places the organism in Eukaryota, Metazoa, Chordata, Mammalia, Carnivora, Felidae. The record is from RefSeq and is a predicted model, not a curated record. The transcript has 5 exons. The coding region runs from base 61 to 1515 and encodes 484 amino acids.
ACCCCCUCUACAGGAACCACUCAAAUUCCUGUCACUUCUCUGACUCCCUUCGUCGUGGACAUGGCUCUGCCGCCCUUUUUCGCCCCAGGUCGCCCAGGCCCGCCGCCCCCGCAGCCGCCGCCUCCCGCUCCCUUCGGCUGUCCGCCACCGCCGCUGCCCUCCCCGGCUUUCCCGCCGCCUCUUCCCCAGCGGCCCGGCCCCUUUCCGGGGGCCUCCGCCCCCUUCCUCCAGCCCCCGCUGGCUCUGCAGCCCCGGGCCCCCGGGGAAGCCUCUCGCGGCGGUGGCGGCGGCGGCGUCUACUACCCGGUGCCGCCACCGCCGCUGCCUCCGCCGCCGCCCCAGUGCCGGCCCUUCCCGGGGACUGACGCUGGUGAGCGGCCACGGCCGCCGCCGCCAGGCCCGGGGCCGCCGUGGAGCCCCCGUUGGCCUGAGGCGCCGCCGCCGUCCGACGUACUCGGGGACGCGGCCUUGCAGCGCCUGCGCGACCGGCAGUGGCUAGAGGCGGUGUUCGGAACCCGGCGGCGGGCGGGCUGCCCACUCCCUCCACGCGCGCCCGCCGGGCCCAGCCUGGGCGAAGUGCGCGCGCGGUUGCGCGGGGCUCUGCGCCUGGUGCGACGGCUGCGCGACCUGGGCCAGGCCCUGCGCGAGGCCGAGGCUGACGGCGCGGCCUGGGUACUGUUGCAUGCCCAGGCUGCGCCGUUGCGCGCCGAACUGGCCGAGAGACUACAGCUGCUGACCCAGGCCGCCUAUGUGGGUGAGGCGCGGCGGAGGCUGGAGAGGGUCCGGCGCCGCCGGCUUCGGCUUCGCGAGAGGGCUCGGGAACGCGAGGCCGAGCGGGAGGCGGAGGCCGCGCGAGCAGCGGAGCGCGAGCAGGAGAUUGACCUCUGGAGGGUCAAGUGCGUGCAGGAGGUGGAGGAGAAGAAGCGGGAGCAGGAACUUAAAGCUGCUGCUGAUGGUGUCUUAUCUGAAGUGAGGAAAAAACAAGCAGACACCAAAAGAAUGGUGGACAUUCUUCGGGCCUUGGAGAAAUUGAGGAAACUCAGGAAAGAGGCAGCAGCAAGGAAGGGGGUCUGUCCUCCAGCCUCAGCAGAUGAGACUUUUGAGCAUCAUCUUCAGCGACUAAGAAAACUCAUUAAAAAACGCUCUGAAUUAUACGAAGCUGAAGAGAGAGCCCUCAGAGUUAUGUUGGAAGGAGAACAAGAAGAAGAGAGGAAAAGAGAAUUUGAAAAGAAACAGAGGAAAGAAAAAGAGAAAAUUUUACUUCAGAAGCGUGAAAUUGAGUCCAAGUUAUUUGGGGAUCCGCAUGAGUUCCCACUUGCACACCUCCUGCAACCCUUCCGACAGUAUUACCUCCAAGCUGAGCACUCCCUGCCAGCACUCAUCCAGAUAAGGCAUGAUUGGGAUCAGUACCUGGUGCCAUCUGAUCAUCCCAAAGGCAACUCCGUUCCCCAAGGAUGGGUCCUUCCCCCGCUCCCCAGCAACGACAUCUGGGCAACAGCCAUUAAGCUGCAUUAGUAAAGAUGCUCCAGAAGUGUGGUCCGGCCAAGGCUCUUUCCAGCUCUAAAUACUAGUGAUGCCACCAUCUUCUCGUGCUAUAGACUAAACCACAACCUCUAAACUCCAUGUGGCAUUGUUCCACCCAGAAGUUACGUUUUCCUUGAGUGCUCUGUCCUGGCCAGAGAUGCCUCUUGAAUCAGGAGAUUAAUAUGUUUCUUCAGGAAAGGACCUAGGUGAACUGGGGUUAUUACCACAGAAAGUGACCUUGGUUCACCGAAUUUGCCUCUGUUUUGAAGGGGCUUGGUUCAGAGUGACUUGUUAAUUUACUCUUUAACUUCUUGUGUGAUGAUGGGUAAGUACACUGCAUACACUCAACACAAAUGUGCAUUGGGUAGACUUAGCCCUUCCCCCAGUACUGAGUGUGAAGGCAAGCUUUGAUAUAAAACCUCUUUACCCUCCUUACCCAAAGAACCCUCUCACUUCUAGGAGGAAAGGUCAGAAAUGCUUUAUCUAUGGUUUUAUGAAUCCCACUUUUGGUGCAGCUUGAGAGGCUACAGACUGGGCUGCCAGAAAAGCUCAUGGCCUAGUCUCGUAGUCAUGUGGAGAACUUGGAAAACCUGUAUCCAUAUUGGAUCGUGUUUUAAUGGAUAAUGGCUGCAUCUUCCCAUGUUAGAAGGAUCCUAACAAAAACACGUGUUAUUUAAGUUCCUGAAGAUCUAGUUGUUCAGAAUCCCCAAUGAUAGAAAUUUAUCUUAACCUCCCUCAGUCACAUUGUAGGGGCCGGUAUAGCUGUGGAAUUUUCUUAGGAACUCAAACUUUCAAAAACACCCAUGUAGUUAAAGCUGGGAGGAAAGCAGAUAAAAAUAAUAAAAUUUAUUUUUUUAUAUUCAUUAAUAAAUGCUAUUGUGCCUGGGAAUGAUCAAUCAUAACAUGUCAGGGUUUUUGUUUUGUUUUGUUUUGCUCUUUGUCAUUUAUUGUGUUAUUUAUUUCUGAAAAGCUAAAUAAAUAUCAUUUUUAUUUUUUAGUUUGA